AUGAGUUUUGCUAUAAGCCGAGCUCAUUUCAGUGAAGAGGAGUACGAAGCUGGCUCUUGCCAACUGUUUGUCGAGAACCUAGCUCACGAAGCCUUGGGAUGGUUCGCCCGGCUCCCGCCGAACUCAAUUGGAAGCUAUCACGAGCUGACCACCGCUUUCUUACAACACCACUCCACAUUUAUGAUUCGAGGUGCCUCAAAUGCCGAUCUGUGGAACAUGUUUCAGCAAACCAACGAGUCGCUCCGGGAUUUUAUGGAAAGGUUCAAAAGAAUAGUUUUGAAGCUCUCGAUCGCUGAUGACACAGCGAUAUCGGCUCUCCGCAACGCUCUCGCUCACGGUUCCCGAUUUAGGGAAGACAUUAUAAUCCAUGAGCCCCUGUCUCUGGACGACGCGCUGCACCGCGCCAACAAAUACAUCGAACUGGCUGAAGGAAGCGCAUCGAGAGCGAACCGACCGUCGCAAGAACCGCCGACCUCUAAGUCGGCCAAAGGAAAAGAAAAGGUACAGGACGAGCAUCACGAGCCUCGUCAACACCUCGACAAGGAGUACGCUGACAAGCUGGAGAAAGCAAAGAAAGCCCAAGCAUUCGCUGUUAGCAAUCAGGACCCCCAAGCGUCAUCGUCGAAACCCUGGAAUAACAAAUGGGUCUGUGACCCAUCGGGCAAGGGCGGAAAAAAGUAUUGCGACUACCAUAAAUGA
This is a messenger RNA of Camelina sativa (false flax), 699 nucleotides long. Lineage: Eukaryota; Viridiplantae; Streptophyta; Magnoliopsida; Brassicales; Brassicaceae. The record is from RefSeq and is a predicted model, not a curated record.